AUUUCUGUCCGAGAGCUAUGUUUGCGUUGCUCCGAUAGGCUGUCGGUGAGAGUAGUGGAGCUCAGUGCAUAUCCAGGCACAUUGAGCUGUAGAGCCGGGAGGAGACUGGCAGCAGAAGCCGGCGCUGGCACCGAGCUCCUAUCUAGGCCAUGAUCCUAUUUGCAUGACACUUGAAAUAAUAUCGAAACUUCAAAAAGUUCUGGGAUAUAACAGCAUCUCUCCAUUUAGAGUUUGUGUGAUUCAUCAACAUCAGGAGAUCUGGUUGCUCUACAUAAUCUCAGACCUUCCAUGUUGAUCAAUGGAACUUUGUGAUUUGGGGAAUGCUCUGUGUAAGCACGUGGCUGGAGCCCAGUUCAGCCAUCUAGAAAGAGUGGAUCCUUCCAUUGUGGCUUCUUCUUGGUUUUGCAGUUGAUCACCACAAGGAUCAAGGGAAGACAAUCGGAGAAGCUUAUAUUAAGAAGACUGUGUGUAUGUGUGAAAGGUCUGCCAUAAUGGAUUGUGAUUCUGUCCCAAGUCAAGACGCUCAGUCAGAACUUGCAGAGCGAGUUGCUGCUAUUGAAGUGGAUGAAGUAUGUCAGGCUCCAGAAAGAAUAAAUUCUGAUGAAAUGGAUGGACUGAAAAACAACUGCAUGAGCUCUGAGACCAGUGAGGAUGUAUUUCUUUCUUCCCAAGAACAAAGGGACUUGAGCUCUUUCCAAAGGGCUUCUUCUCGACCUUCUUUAUCAAACAGAAAAUUCUCUCUGCAAGAAAGACCUUCAGGAGGCUGCCUUCCAUCCCACAACCUAGCUUAUGGUCCAUAUGCAACAGGUCCCGCAUCACACAUAUCUCCAAGGAUUGUUCGAAGGCCAACAAUAGAGUCCAACCGUGUCUCCAUCUCUGAUUCAGAUGAUUGUGUGCAGCUGAACCAAUACAAGCUACAGAGUGAAAUUGGCAAAGGUUCAUAUGGUGUUGUAAAACUGGCGUACAAUCAAAGCGAUGACAAGUAUUAUGCAAUGAAGGUUUUAUCAAAAAAGAGGCUGCUGAAGCAGUAUGGGUUUCCACGUCGACCCCCUCCUAGAGGCUCAAAGACUGGAUCAGGGGAUCAAACAAAACCAAUGGCUCCACUGGACAGGGUGUAUCAGGAAAUAGCUAUUUUGAAGAAAUUGGAUCAUGUAAAUAUUGUCCGAUUGAUUGAGGUACUAGAUGAUCCAGUCGAAGACAAUCUUUAUAUGGUGUUUGACCUCUUACGCAAAGGGCCUGUAAUGGAGGUACCCAGUGAGCAUCCUUUUGCGGAAGAUCAAGCUAGAGUUUACUUUAGGGACAUUGUUCUGGGCAUUGAAUACUUGCAUUACCAGAAGAUCAUUCAUCGGGAUAUCAAACCUUCUAACUUACUGCUAGGAGAUGAUGGACAUAUCAAAAUAGCUGAUUUUGGUGUGAGCAACCAGUUUGAAGGCAAUGAUGCACUUCUUUCAAGCACUGCAGGGACACCGGCCUUUAUGGCUCCUGAGACACUUUUAGAUUGUGGACAAGGGUUCAGUGGAAAGGCACUUGACAUGUGGGCCAUGGGAGUAACCCUUUAUUGUUUUGUGUUUGGAAAGUGUCCUUUUAUGGAUGAAUUCAUUCUGGCUUUGCAUAAUAAAAUCAAGUACAAACCAGUGGAGUUUCCAGAAGAACCCUCAAUAAGUAAUGAUCUUAAAGAUUUAAUUUUGAAAAUGCUGGACAAAAAGCCAGAAGAUAGAAUAACUGUUCCAGAGAUAAAAGUGCAUCCUUGGGUAACAAAUAGAGGAGAAGAUCCUUUGCCUCUGGAAGAAGAGCACUGUACCAUUGUAGAAGUAACUGAGGAGGAAGUGAAAAACUCAGUCAAGCUUAUCCCAAGUUUGACAACAGUGAUAUUAGUGAAGGCAAUGCUCAGGAAGCGCUCCUUUGGAAACCCCUUUGAAUGUGCAAGAAAAGAGGAGCGGUCAAUGUCUGCCCCAGGAAACCUUUUAAUGUGCCAGUUUAAGUCAUCUUUAAAAUUGCAUCCACAUGUAAGAAAACAAAUGAGUGGGGAAGGUGCAAAGGAUUCCGAGCUCCCUGAUGUGGAGGAAGAUGAAGGAACCUGCUGAAUAUAUGCAUGUAUCCAUUCAGCUCACCUGCUGCUGCGGUCCUCUCGUUAUUAUGUUGCACACAAUCUUAGUCUCAUGAACAUAAAGAACCAAAGCUUGCGGUCUGUAAAAAGAAAAAUGAAAACACAAAAACAAACAUUUUGAAAGGUCUUUGCAAAAGGUUUACAAAUUUCUGGGGGAAUGGUAUCACUUCAUAGCAUCUGUCUGUCACUUGUGCUCAGUGCAUCAGUCUGCAUGUAUGUUCAGACACACACGUGCCUCAUCUCCAUCUGUGCUUCUGCAUUGAGCAGUCAUUGUACAGUUGCUUGAAGAUUGCUUGACCAAUGAAUGUUUAUAGGGAACUCAGACCGAGCUAAAAGGAUCAUGAAGAGCAGACAGAAGUAACUGCAGGAGCCAUGUCAUAGUUCCGUAGCUUCAGAACAGAAUGACUUUACAUUUUUUGUUCACUUUGAUGUAUGUGUCGCCCCUUAUGGGGAUUUAACACAUAUUCUGGAAACAUGCUUGCUGCUGAGAUCAAUUAUCUAACGUGUCAUAAUAGUGUUACGUUGUAAAGACACCUGCCAUUAAGCAGGAGAAUAGGUUUGAAGCCAGUCUUGGCUUAAUUGUUUAAUGUAUAGAAAUGUUUACAUAUGCUAAAGAAGGGCUAUUUCUCCUUUGCACAUUACUAUUCUCCCUCCGUUAUGUCACUUCUUUGUUGACUGUAAAGAAAAUAACUGUAGCUUGUUUUUUAAUUAAAUAUUUUGUCAGUGA
This is a messenger RNA of Xenopus laevis (African clawed frog), 2834 nucleotides long. RefSeq names its product calcium/calmodulin-dependent protein kinase kinase 1 (gene camkk1.L). Lineage: Eukaryota; Metazoa; Chordata; Amphibia; Anura; Pipidae. The record is from RefSeq and is a predicted model, not a curated record. The transcript is spliced from 19 exons. The coding region runs from base 471 to 2084 and encodes 537 amino acids.